Molecule: messenger RNA, 3951 nt
Organism: Durusdinium trenchii
Lineage: Eukaryota; Dinophyceae; Suessiales; Symbiodiniaceae
Source: the annotation of a GenBank genome assembly
AUGAUCCAGGCGAUUGCGGCCUUCUCCGGUGGCCUCUGGGUGCAGAACAAGCUGAGCGACCUGCAGCUUCCACAGCUGAGUCGCCGCAUCAACGAGGCGGAGACCUUCAAGCUGUCGGUGCAGGUGGUCGCGGCGUCAAUCCCAGGGCUCUCAGACUCCGGGCUGCUCACCCGGGAGCGGCCGCGCGUGAGCGCGCUGCUGAAUGGCGUGCGGAAGGAGACCGAGUUCGGCGACUGCGACGCAGACGAGGUCCUGGCACUCCCAGGACCCGGAUGUGAGGAUUUGCCUCCCUGCGAUUGGCAGUUCAACGAAACGCUCACCUUCGCUGUGACCGUGGCGGAUGUGCUGGCCGGCCAGACGGUGCAGCUCUGGAUCCACACCUACAGCGACGUCCGCUUUGGGCCAUUUCAAGUGAAUCUCACCAGGGCGCGGGACGUGGGCGUGUGCUCCGUGGAGCUUCAGAAGCAGGUGCUGCCGGAGUGCGUCGCGUCUGAGGAAUCAGGCGACUCCACCAGACAUCAGGUGGAUACCACGCCCAGACGGAAAGGCACCUACUCCUGGGAGACGCCAGUCCUACCCUUCCCGUUGACCCAUGUGGGUGGCGCUGGAGGGGCGGGGGACUUCGUCCUCGGUCAGGCUGCGGGGCAUUUGCUGGUGAAGUUCAGCAUGAAUGCGGACCCACAGGCGAUGCUCCUGCGCCGUGACCGUGCGUCGCGGCCCUUGGUGGAGCGGGUAGCUGAUCCGUUCCGGCAGAUCAUCGCGGCCCCCGUGAGGUGGGUGGAAACGGCCACGGAGUUUGCGAAGUGCGACGGCGACGAACUGUACUGCGGUGUGGGACGUGGCUACCGGGAGUCCGGGGCUGCUUGGGAAUCGGUGGGGGAGCUUUCAGACGCCUCCACCCUGGGAUCGGCCGCGCAUGUGCGGGGGCGGAAGGGACGAGCGAGCGAGGAGCAGCCUGAGCGUGUCGUCAGCAUCAAUGGUUGUGUGGCAGGCACAGAGGAGGAUGCGGUGCUACGGCUGCCUUCCAAGGAGAAGGUUGCCUUUAAGGAGGGGACCCACGUUUUCAAACUGGAUUUGAACAAGGGGGCUGAGGCCACCGGGUCCCAGCCCUUGGCACGACGCUCCAGCAGAAGUCUGGAGUCAAUCACUGCCGCAGCCCCAGCGGGCAUGCAGCUGGCGCGGACCAGCAGCCCAUUGGAGGUGCCAGCAGGCCAAAGUGUUCCUUCCACUGUCCCUUUGAGACAGCCUGGUGCCCCACAAGCGCAAGCACCUGCGUCACAGCAGAGCUUGUCACAGCAGCAAGCACCACAGCAGGUGCAGCAGCAAAGGCCACAGCAGGUGCAGCAACCUUCACAGCAGGUGCAGCAAACAUCACAGCAGGUGCAGCAGCCGGCACCUCAGCAAGAGCAGCAAGCGCAGCAACCGCAGCAAGCACGACAGCAAGCACAGCAAGCAUCACAGCAGGUGCAGCAACAGACGCCGCAGAUGGUUUCGCGACAGCCACAGCAAGCACCACAAGCACUGAUGCAAACCGCACCGGCUGGUUAUCCCUCUGCAUUUUCGAGCCAGUCCGGUACGGGCUCUCAAUCUCUUCAGCUCUAUCGGAUGCUCACACCGCCACCCACCGAGUCGCAGUUACCCAGGGCCAGCGGGCAUGCGCCGGUGAUGCGACAACCGACCAUGCCGGUGAUACCGACGCAAAAGCCGCCCGUGGCCCACGUCGUCCGAAAGGGAGCAGAAGGCUCCUUUGUGACGGUCCGCCCGGCCAGGGCGACCUUUGCCGCACAGGUGCCUCCGAAUCCGCUGCCGGGGGCCCAGAGGAAGAUCAGGGGCGCCGCCUCUCAGAUGCAGCGGCGGUUUCACCUGCAUGGGAUUCAAGCUCGACGCGACCAGAUGCAGUGCCCAUGUGCGGCACCCCUGCGUGUGGCGCCUUCGCGCCACGGUUUUGAGGCGGUCGCUGCGCCCGAAGGCCGGGCAGCCAGCCGGCAGACCUCUCUUCGGCCAGCGCUGGUGCCAGCGCUUGCGCUGCCGGUGCUGGCGGCAACCGGUCGCAGGGCAGCGCGAGUGGGAAGGAGGAGCUGGGCGAAGGGCCGAAACUUGGUCGGGACCAACACCAAGGAGACCUCCAAUGCGCUGCCGGAGGACAAGAGGAUUUCGAUCCUGGGAUCGACUGGCAGCAUUGGCACUCAAACCUUGGACAUUUGCCGGCAGUUCCCGGGGCGGUUCAAGCCUGUGGCCCUGGCGGCAGGCCGCAACAUUGAGCUGCUCUUGGAACAGAUCAAAGAGUUUAAGCCCCAGAUGGUGGCCUGCGAUGAGUCGAAGUUGGAUGAACUCAAGGAAGGUGUCAAGGCCUUGGGCAUCCCAGACUACGAGCCUGUCCUUUUGAGUGGCCCCGAGGGGCAGAUCGAAGUGGCCCGACAUCCGGACCGCUGUGCCUGCCUAAACGAUCGGCCCAGGACUGCAAGACGGUGGUCACUGGCAUCGUUGGCUGUGCAGGGUCUGGACGCCCAGCAAACGCUGCAAGUCUUGCCCGCACCGGCGAUGGAUGCGACCAUGGCACCUCUGGUUUUCAUCCAGAUGGGUGGCACCAUCGACAAGGGCUACCCCAGAAGCCUCAAGGGCUAUGCCUUCGAGAUCGGCGACCCGGCGGCGGUGCGCAUCGCGGAGCGUGCACGCCUGGAUGGCGAUGGUCUGGUGUUCCAGAGCGUGUGCCGGAAGGAUAGCCAGGAGGUCACUGAUGAGGACCGAAAACAGCUGCUCCGCUGUGUGCUAGAGCUCAAGGACAAAGCCCGCGUGGUGGUGACACACGGCACUGACACGAUGAUCACCUCAGCUCAAGCCCUGGCAGCGGGCCUUGCAGCGGCAGCAAGGGACCUGGUGGUGGUCUUCACUGGUGCCAUGCUUCCGGAGGAGUUCCGCCGCAGCGACGCCGACUUCAACCUGGGCUUCGCGACGUGCGCGGCGCAGACGGCGCCUAGGGGGGUCUACGUGGCGAUGGGUGGACGACUCUUCCAACACGACCAGGUGAGUCGCGAUGAAGAGGGACGCUUCGUGGGAAGAUUCAGUUUGUGGAAGUUGACAACAAAAAAGGAAUUGCCCCGCAAGAUUGAUGGCACAAGGCUGACAGUGGCGAAGAUCUUGCACAAUCUGUUGGCAGCAGAUCACCUCGAGCUGAUCCCCACCAUUGAAGCGAUCAAGGCGAAGAAGGACAUUGCUCUAGCCAACAAGGAGACCAUCAUCGCCGGGGGUCCGGUGAUCGCGCCGCUCAUCGAGGAGUACGGCGUGAGCAUGUUGCCGGUGGAUUCGGAGCACUCGGCCAUCUUCCAGUGCAUGCAGGGCAUCCCCAAGGGCGGUGUGAAGAAGAUCAUCCUCACGGGCAGUGGUGGCACCUUUCGAGAGAUGUCCUUGGAGGACAUGAAGAAGGAGGAUCCUGAAGUGCUCCGGAAGCGUUCCACAACACACCCCAAUUGGGACAUGGGCGCCAAGAUUACCGUCGAUUCGUCCACCAUGAUGAACAAAGGCUUGGAGGUCAUCGAGGCGCACUGGCUCUAUGGUGUAGACUACGAUGACAUCGAGGUGGUGAUCCACCCGCAGUCCAUUGUGCACAGUGCGGUGGAGUGCCAGGACACCGCCAUUCUGAUGCAGACCGGUUGGCCAGACAUGCGCCUUCCCAUCCUCUAUGCGCUGUCGCACCCCUCCCGCGUGCCGGCAGACCUGCCGAACCCCCGCGACGGGCGGAACUUCGACGACUGGUGGAUCGGUGAUGGCAAAGAUGGGAAGCUGACCUUCGGAAAGCCCGAUCUCGAGAAGUAUCCUUGCAUUCGACUGGCCUACCGUGCUGGGCGGAUUGGAGGGACAAUGCCGGCCAUCCUCUCGGCGGCCAACGAGCAGGCAGUAGAGCUCCUCCUCACCAAGGCGCGAGCGUCGCUCGUGUCGCUCCGUUGUUUGUGA